Salvia miltiorrhiza (redroot sage) is the source of this 1970-nucleotide messenger RNA. Its product is annotated as transcription factor bHLH74-like. The record is from RefSeq and is a predicted model, not a curated record. Lineage: Eukaryota; Viridiplantae; Streptophyta; Magnoliopsida; Lamiales; Lamiaceae. Gene Ontology annotation, molecular function: protein dimerization activity; DNA-binding transcription factor activity. Gene Ontology annotation, cellular component: nucleus. Gene Ontology annotation, biological process: regulation of DNA-templated transcription.
UACAAGAUGCAAAUUAUGUAGAAUUCUAGUUCAAACAUGACCUAUUAAAGUAUAUACACAAUGAAAUGCAAUUUGAUUGGUAUUAAUGCAUGCUUUUCUUCAAUAAACUUGUUAGAGCCUAGAGGUUGGAGCCACUACAUGGGAAAAUAAGGAAUUGUUAUUUGGUAAUAAACAAAAAGUGUAUACUCGUAUAAACAAUGGAUUAAAAGAGUAAUAUUUUAAAAGAAAGAGGAUAGCGAAAAAUUAGAAUUGAUAAAAGUAGGAAGUAUAAUGGUAGACUAGGAAGGUAGAAUGAAGCACAUUUUAUUACUAUUUAUGUACUGUGAAUGAAAAUAAUAUGAAUAUAUAUGUCUGUCUUUGAUAGUAUAUAAAGUGGGAAAACUUGAUGCUUCCUUUGCUGUUUGUGCAAGUACCAGUUGGUGAAUUUGCUCCUUUUUCUUGUAUAACUUAAGCAAGCAUAUGAUGCUGUUGACAGCAAUCAUAAGCCCAGUAUAAAAUGUACUGCCCCUCUAACUCUGCCCACAUCCUGUUUGUUUAUAUGUCAAAGUGGAAUUUCCUGCUUUUCCCUACUCAAUUUUAGCUGCAACAUUUCAGAAUAUCACAAAAGGGUCCUUGCAAUUUAGCUUUUCUUGGAUUCUUGUGGGGUUCUUCACUUCUUCUGGGUCAAAUCUUCAACCCUAUAUCACCACAUUCUUUACUUACAUUAAUUCAGGCUUAAGCAUUUCUGCAGAUUCAAUUUAUUUGUUUUUGUAAAUUCUUGUAAGCAAAAAAGAGGGGAAAGGGAAUCUGCUUUUUACCCAAUAGUUUGUGAGCUGUUACUUAGCCAAUGCCCACUGUCUUUCUUUAACCUCUGAAAGAUUCAUUCUUUUUCAGCUUAUAGUAGUUCUUGAUCUCGAAAGAGGAGUGAGAGAGAGAUGGGGAAGUGCUGAUGUUCUGCCUGCUACAUUUGAUUUCAACUUUUUUUCCUUUCUGUAGAUUGGAUGCUGCAAUUAGGUAUUGCUUUUGCUUUCUUUAACUUAACUCUCAGUGCUGUAAAGCUGCAAAGCUCAUUUGUGCCUUGUUGAGUCCUGCAAGAUAUUACCACCCAUUCUUGGUUAAACCCUAUUUCAUCUCAAUUGAAACUGCAACUCUUGAAUUUGGGGUGUUCCAAAUUCUGGGCUUCUCUCUUAUUUAUUGUUUGAUUGAUAAUGGGUUCUGAGGGAAGUGGUGGUAGAGUGUUCCAACACAGAGGUGGUGGUGGUGGUAGGGCUCUGAAUUCAGGUAUGGGGGGCACAAAUUCAGUUUCUGACAAAGUUUCAGGAGUGACAAUGUGCUCAGAAUCCAUGUUCUAUGGCUCUAAUUGGGAUCCAAUUAUGUCAUUGAGUCAAAGUGGGAAUUUUGGGAAUUCUAACAUCGUUUCUCAGAGUGAGUUUGCUAAUCCACUCAUGUUGGAGAAUCAGACAAUGGGUAGCAGCUCUUUGCCUCAGUUCCCCUCUGAUUCUGGUCUUGUUGAUUUGGUGCCAAGAAUCCCCAGCUUUGGGAGUGGCAGCUUCUCUGAGAUGGUCACUUCCUUCGGCCACAACUCCGAGUCGCCUAGUCUUAAGAAGGGAGUUUCGCAAGAUCAUUGCCUGAAUUCGGAUAAUGGGAUAUUGGGAGCUUCACCUUAUGGGAAGAGGAAGAGAGAGGUGCAGCAAGGAGCUUCACCAAAGAGUGCUGAAGAAGAACAGCACAAGGAUCCCUCUGGGGAUACAUCUAGAGAAGAUGAUGAUAAGAAACAGAAAUUCGAGAAAGGUAUUGCUCGCGGCAAGCAAGCUGCGAAGCAAGCCAAGGAUGAUCAGAGUGGUGCAGAGCCAUCUAAAGAUGAUUACAUUCAUGUGAGAGCCAAAAGGGGCCAGGCAACAAACAGUCACAGCCUUGCAGAAAGGGUGAGAAGAGAGAGAAUUAGUGAGAGGAUGAGAUUGCUUCAGGAACUGGUUCCUGGCUGCAAUAAG